Messenger RNA from Lytechinus pictus (painted urchin), 4827 nucleotides. RefSeq lists its product as uncharacterized. The transcript is spliced from 2 exons. Gene Ontology annotation, molecular function: protein binding; ubiquitin protein ligase activity; zinc ion binding. Gene Ontology annotation, biological process: protein monoubiquitination. The record is from RefSeq and is a predicted model, not a curated record. Lineage: Eukaryota; Metazoa; Echinodermata; Echinoidea; Temnopleuroida; Toxopneustidae. The coding region runs from base 406 to 3030 and encodes 874 amino acids.
ACACAAACACACUAAACUUCCUAUUGAGUGGAGUCUCGUAAUAGGAUUCUAAAAGGAGUUAGUUUCUUUAGGGCUUCAUGUGUUUGUCAUACCUUAUUACAUGUAUGCCCUACCAUGCAAAGAGGCUCAUUGUAAAACGACAAGAGGCCUCACCUCUACACCAUGGUAUUAUAAAAGAAUUUACCUUAACUGGCUUCUUUGGAUUGUCAAAGAGUUAAAGGAGCUUUUAUUGUGCAUUCUCUGGACUUGAGCUGUGCAUGCAGUUACACAUAUAUUCACCAGUCCAUAGCAGACUACAGAUUGGCAGCCACCAUAUAAGCAUACUGCACAUGUAACUCAGCUCUGGCUCUUGGAACAUAUGAUUACAUGACAUAAAAACACCAUGGCAGAACUGUUCCUGAGGUGAUGGCUCAUUGUAGCAACGGACUAAACCACAGAGUUUCAUCUAAUGGUCCAUUCUUCUCCAAAAAGGAUACCAACACCAACAGCCACAUAGCGGAGUUCCGUAAUAAGCACCUGGUUUGUGCCGGGUGCAAGCAGCGCUUUGUGACUUCUGUCUACACACCAACGCUGCUUCCCUGCCUGCAUUCCGUCUGUCCAACUUGCUUUGACGAAGCAACAUCCAAAGACAGCAGCACUGUCUGUCCAUCGUGCAAGCAACAGGUACCAUCCACACAAGGUGUCUUGACAAGGAGCUCUAUUGCUCCAGACUUCCAUGUGGACUACCUAGCAGAGUACCUCGGAUACACAGAAGGGAUCGUCAGACUCUGUGAAGGUUGUGAAUCUUUCACUAAACUUGCCAGUGCUUGCUGCUCCAACUGCAUCAAAUUCCUGUGCAAAGAGUGUCUGAUUAGACAUCAGUACACUGUAGGAUACCAAAAUCAGCAUUUCCUCGAGGUCAACGAUCUGACAAAGGAGGAGUGGGCAGUACUGUCGCGUCAGCAACGCUUUUGUGUGGUCCAUCAAAGUCAGGCCCUGACUCUUUUUUGUACUGGUGAAGAGUGUAACCUGCCAAUCUGCCUUUCCUGCUGCAAAAGCGAUCAUAUUUCAGAAGGACAUAACAUAUCCGACCUGUCUUCGGUUGUGGAACAGCUGAAAGUCGAACUUCAAGAGCUCAUCAUCAUGAGUGAGAAACAGACCCAAAUGCUUGAGAAGCUGUUGGAGAACAUUGAUUUAGUGACCCAGAAGCUUACAUGCAAUGCUGAGGAAGCGACGAGUCAAAUCAAAGCACUGUUCAGCAGGUGUCGCAAGGUCCUACAGCAGAGAGAGGAGGCUCUACUGAAAGCUGUCACAGAUGCACACACCAAGAUGCAACAAGGACUUAAGCAGCAGAAGGAUGACACAAAGACCAUGCUUUCACACAUUGCUGUCAUGACUGACUGUGCAAACACCAGCAAUAAUGCCAACAGUACAGUAUCAAUAGCCAGGGUGCAAAAGAAGUUAGAAGGAUUCUUCAAGGAGGUUGCAAACGGGGUGUUUUAUCCUCUACCAUUGGCCAACAGCUGCAUUGACUUUACUCACAGGCACAAUGAAGCUUUAACUUAUUUUGAUUAUGCAGUGAAGGACCUAGGUAAAGUGACCAACGGAGAUGAAGUGCCUUUUUUGACGGUGGUGAAUCCUCAAGAGUCUUUCGUCAAUCAGGAAAGCACUGUGAGACUUGAAAUGACCAACUUGAAAGGAGAUCGCAGCACAAAGGGUGGAACCAUAGUAUCUGCAAAUAUGAAGACUCCUUUUGAUGAGAACUUACAGUGUACCAUUGUUGAUAAUAUGGAUGGAUCAUACAUCAUACGGUAUCUUCCCACGGACCCUGGUGAUCAUCUCUUGCAUGUUGAGGUUUGCCAUGAGCCUAUCAGAGAGGAGCCAAUAACAAUUCCAGUGUAUGCUCUUUGUACAGAAAUCAAGGGUGAGAACACAGAUGAAGAAUGCAUGGUGGAAAUCUAUGCGAAUGAUUGCAACGGAAAGCGCCAGGCAUUAGCCAAAGACCUGAAGUUCUCAGCAGAUGUCCUGGACCCACAAAACGAGGAACUGAAAACUCAGAUCUACUAUUACCCGUACGGCUACCAUGGCAUUGUCUUCCGUCCAAAUAGUAUUGGUGAGCAUAAGCUGACAAUAAACUUGAACAAUGUGCUUCUCAAGUUUACCCCUAUCAUGGUGCCCAUCCACAGGAUCAUCUCUUGUCAAGUGGACAAGAAACCUUUCUUCCUGGAGAACAUUUCUGGGAUGACAGUGACAUACAUGGGUAAGAUCUUCCUUGCAGAUACUAUACAGAACGAAAGAGUUCUGGGUUUCAAUCAAAAUGGUGAAUGCUUCACCAAGAUCAAAACACCAUACAAGGGAGAUGCCUUGAUCACCAAAGACAGAAAAGACAACCUUGCAAUGCUCUUUCCGUAUCGACAAGUAAUGAUCUUUUAUACUCAGAAGGGGAAGCAGGUUCGCUUCUUCGACACACCGCAAGUUGUCAAUCCUGUGUCAAUCGCCGUCACAUCCGCAGAGGAAACACUCAUCCUGGAAUGCCUCAGCAGUUCUGUCUUGGUAUACAACUCUGCAGGGUUCCUCCAGACUACUGUCGGUGGGACCAACCACGCUAUCAGUCUCGGCUACCCGAUCUCCAUGAGCCUUGAUUCCAGGGACAACAUUUACAUCAGCAACAAGACGGGAGGUUCCAUCCUGAAUCUGACCUGGAAGGGAGACUUCAAGCGUAGUAUCGGUCUUCCGGAGACCUUCAAUCAGAUCGGUACUGUAGACUGCACCCCAGAUGGCUACAUCCUGAUCCAUGAAGAGAAGCUCUCUCAGGUUGUCUAUGUUGUCAGCAGGAGGAGCGGCAACGUCCUGCGUACCAUCAAUGUCCAUGGUAUCGUUGGUUUCCUGGAGCACCUCGGCGUGACCCCUGAUGGUUGUUUCAUCAAGUUGGACCGCAAGAAAGGGUGUCUGAGGAAGUACAGGUAUGCGUACUACUCAAGACGUAACACCUAUCCUGCUAUAGCUGCAUCUACUGCUAAUGAUCAAAAUGAUUUUGAGGUGGUAGGAUAGCAUGCCAAUGAUGCUUUACAUCUGUUCCGUGUAAACCAAUUGAGAUAUAUAUCUAAUCAUAUUUAUUCAUUUUUUGAGGGAUGGGCGGUGCUAAAGUGUAACUGAUAUUUAGCAACGUGAUUCUGAGCAGCAUUCACCUUCAUUUUGGAUUAUGAUCAUUCAUCUAUCUUGAAAUAUCAUGCUUGAGAAUUAUGUUGAAAGAACUGUGCAUCCAGUGUUUAUUUUCAUUUACAAGACUUUGCCUUGGAUAUCAAGUGGAGAACAGUGCCAGGUGUCCUUAAAUACAUGUAGUGUUUCUCUUUUAUAGGAAACAUGUUACAUUCAGAAAAUGGGCUACUUGUUUCAUUCUUUUUUUCUUCAUAAUAUGCAUUUCACGUUGUACACCUCGCCUAUGUUCAAAGAAUGGCACCAGUUCAUGAUAUAUGACAUUUAUCCUGGUAGUGUCAUGAACAAUACUUUACAAAAACUGUGGUUUAAAGUAAAAUAAAGAAAAUGGAAAUGCUUGGCUGAAACCUAUAGUACAGUGCAACCCACUUGAAAAAUAAAAAGCUCUGAUACAAAACCACUUGGCGAAUCCAUAAGCACUGUGCAAGGUGGCAACUUUUAAAAAGCCCGGUGCAAACUGCACGAUCCAUCAUGUCACAAUUUUUAACAAAUCUUAUCUUGGUCUUUAACAAUAUUAAUAAGAUUGUAAUUUUGUUGCUAGGAGCAACCCAAUAAUGAUAAUUAUGAUGCGCUGUUUGAGCCGGCAGAUGGUGAUGAAACGUGUACAGCAACCACAUGGUCACUUCCUCGCAAUGAAUUUCCAUUAUUGCUGCAACUUUUAUGUGGAUUUUAUGAUCAAUCCUGCAUUAUUACUGAGCUGCCAAUUGUAAUUUUAUCCUAUUUAGUAUGAUUUUUAAGGGAAAAGUGACACUAAAUAUGAUUUUUCCCCAAGAAAAAGGAUAUGUCAAACUUGUGAGAAAGAUGAUUUUCGGUAUGUUUUAAAAAGAAUUUAAGAAAAACAGUAUUUAGACUUGAAAAUAGGAUAACAAAAUAGAUAUGAUUUUGUCACAAUUAAAGUUAGAAGCUCUGAUUACUAUUCUGACCUUGUUUCAAGAAUUUGUAAAAGAUUUUCACAGCAGUGAUAGUAGGGAAAGUUGAUGGAGAGCAAUGCAAGUAGGCCGACAUGUACUUGUCUGUUGACCAUGCUUGUGUCUUUUAUUCAUGUGCAUGCAUAUAAUCCCUGAUUCACUUUAAUAUUUUUGGACAAUUUCAUUGGAAAGGAUACAAAUACACUACCCUCUAGCCUAAAACAUUUGGGUUUGUAAGGGUAUAUCUAAACUAAGAACAGUGAACAUCUAGAUUAUAUGCAUAACAGUGAAAACCUAUUUCAACAAGGCCAUUGGGACCAUCAAUUUUAUAUUAAAUUCUUUAUGAAGCUUUUUAUAUCAGGGUAGUGUUUCACACAAUUCUUUGUAAAUAUAUGCAUGACAUUAUUAACAAACAGUGAAUCUGUUUUUUACACUGUAAAUCAACACUGAAAAUUUGGUGUACAUCAUUUCUAUACAGAAAGGGCCACCAGUCGUUCACAACGUCAUGCAUUAUACAGAAAGCUUUAUAUACGAAACAACCCCCAGGGUUAUAAAAAAUAGACCUGGGCCAAAGGGCCAAAUGAGCAACUUUUUAAUACAAAAUAUUUGUCCAACCAGAGCCCUUCACUAUCAAGAGAUACACAUACAAUGCAAAGUUGCUAGUUCUAGCAAGUCUCUUUUUUAUUUUAGAGUGAAUGCCAUAACUGCUUCAAAAUUUGCUAAA